Messenger RNA from Ricinus communis (castor bean), 917 nucleotides. RefSeq lists its product as uncharacterized. Gene Ontology annotation, biological process: positive regulation of DNA-templated transcription; chloroplast organization. The record is from RefSeq and is a predicted model, not a curated record. Lineage: Eukaryota; Viridiplantae; Streptophyta; Magnoliopsida; Malpighiales; Euphorbiaceae. The coding region runs from base 208 to 735 and encodes 175 amino acids. The transcript is spliced from 3 exons. Gene Ontology annotation, cellular component: nucleus. Gene Ontology annotation, molecular function: zinc ion binding; DNA binding.
AUUUUUGUUAGCUUGACAAAGGACCACGUAGUAUUCCUUUAGCCACUAGGUAUUGUGAUUGGCAGCAAAGCUGUGUGCAAUUACAAAUUGCAGUAAACUGGUGGCUCUCCUUUGCGGGAACAGCACAGCCACAGUAGCUAUAUAAAAAGAGAAAAUUAAAAACAUAAUUGCAGAGUGUAAAUUGAAACUGCUACACCUAAACUAAACAUGGGACUUAGAACUCUUCCUUUGUGGCCUUCACAAACUUAUUUCCCACGACAGGCAGGAGUUGGGCAGAAAAACUUGUCUGAAAGCAGGCUUCAGAGGAGCCCUAACUUCAGAGUUUUUGCCAAGUCAGAGAAUGCUAAAGAGGAGACAAAGAAGAGCGAGAGCAAGCAAUCUUUCUUUAGUAGUGUAACCGAAGCUCUAGAUUUCUCCCAAGUUCGUUCCGUGAAGGAUGCUGAACUUCUUGAGGAGGCAAGAGAAAACACCAAGUCUGGUGGAAGAAUGACUAGGGAACAAUACGGUGCACUUAGAAGGAAAAUUGGAGGGACAUACAAGGAUUUCUUCAAGUCCUACAUCGAUGUGGAUGGGGAGUAUGUUGAAGAAGGCUGGGUUGACAAGACUUGCAAGGUGUGCAAGAAAGAUACUAGAGGUGAGGCUAGGCAAGUUGACAAGCUUGGAAGAUAUGUUCACGUAGCAUGUCUGGAAAAGGCCAAUUCUGGAAACUUCUUUACAAGACUUUUCUCUAGAUGAAGGCAGGGAAAUUGCUCUUGAAUGAUUGAUUUUCUUUUUUCCCCUCUUUCCAUAGUGUUCAUAUUGAUUUAUACUUGAUACUAGUUUGCUUCCUGUUGACACUUAACAUUCAUAAGAUUUGAGAAUGUUAAAAAAUUGUAAUCCUACUUCAAUGAUUAAUAUCAAAGCUUUUGCUUUUGUAA